GGGAUUCUCCCAAGAGAAAAUGUCUCCACAUGGCAUUGUGGUAUCGUAGCUAUGACGUUGCAUAUCUGCGGGACCCGGACGACAACCGACCAAAUUGUGACCCCAGAGGAGGUAGGAGCUUGUUUUGCUUGAACAGAUAUAAAAGCGCUCUGCUUGUCUCGACCUAGAACCUGUUCAUCCAUUUUACUCUCUCAUUCUCAAUUCCUACCCCACAACCCCCUUUCACCCCCUAUCACCUCUCCAAUCUCACCUUUCACACGGUUCAUCACCAGUCAUCACAAUGUCCAUCCCCAAGACCCAGAAGCAGUGGCUCAUCACCGGAGCCGACAAGGGCCUCGACGGCCUCGUCUACCAAGACGCUCCCGUCCCCACCCCCGGCGACCACGAGGUCCUCGUCCACCUUCGUGGCGCCUCACUCAACUACCGCGAUCUCAUCAUCCCCAGGGGAAUGUAUCCCUUCCCGCUCAACCUCCCAGUAGUAGCCUGCUCCGACGGCGCCGGCGAGGUUAUCGCUGUUGGGUCCAAGGUCACAAAGUGGAAGAAGGGCGACAAGGUCCUCACCCUCUUUAACCAGGGCCAUCAGAGAGGUGAUAUGGACAUUGCGGCCAGUAAGACCGGUCUUGGCGGCUGCUUCGACGGCACCUUGAGGCAGUAUGGUACUUUUGCCGAGACUGGUGUCGCCAAGAUGCCCAGCAACUUGAACUACGUCGAGUCUGCUUCGCUUGUCUGUGCUGGUCUUACGAGCUGGAACGCUCUUUAUGGUCUGAAGCCGUUGAAGAAGGGCCAGUGGAUUGUCACCCAGGGUACUGGUGGUGUUAGUUUGUUUGCUCUGCAGUUUGCCAAGGCUGCUGGCGCGCAUGUCAUCGCAACGACAUCUACCGCCGAGAAGGUCGAGAUGCUUAAGAAGUUGGGCGCCGACCACGUUAUUAACUACAGGGAAGACGUCAACUGGGGUGAGACUGCCCGUAAGUUGACCCCAGGUGGUGAGGGUGUUGAGCAUGUUAUUGAGGUUGGCGGUGCCGACACUUUCACCCAGAGCUUGAGCGCUGUGAAGAUGGAGGGUGUCAUCUCCGUCAUUGGAUUCCUCGGCGGUGCGGCUCCCAAGGACAACAUUCUCGAGACCCUUUCUCGUGUCUGCACUGUCCGUGGUGUAUACGUCGGCUCUCGCGAGCAGCUUGAGGCCAUGUGUGCCGAGAUUGAGAAGCACGACAUCCACCCUGUCAUGGACAAGACAGUCUUUACUCUUGAAAAGGCGAAGGAGGCUUAUGAGUACAUGUGGGCCAAGAAGCACACUGGCAAGAUUCCCAUCACGAUUGAGUAACGGCAACAUUGUAUAUAAGAACCUAAUGAUGAGAUCUGCUUAACGAUGAGAACUG
Podospora pseudocomata is the source of this 1376-nucleotide messenger RNA. RefSeq lists its product as uncharacterized. Lineage: Eukaryota; Fungi; Ascomycota; Sordariomycetes; Sordariales; Podosporaceae. Bases 281 to 1321 code for a protein of 346 amino acids. The record is from RefSeq and is a predicted model, not a curated record. The transcript has 2 exons. Gene Ontology annotation, molecular function: oxidoreductase activity.